This is a messenger RNA of Eimeria necatrix, 1635 nucleotides long. RefSeq lists its product as hypothetical. The transcript has a single exon. NCBI's taxonomy places the organism in Eukaryota, Apicomplexa, Conoidasida, Eucoccidiorida, Eimeriidae. The record is from RefSeq and is a predicted model, not a curated record. Bases 1 to 1635 code for a protein of 544 amino acids.
AUGAUGUCCCCUCAAGCUGAAGCUUUCGACGGGGUGGAAUGGAGGACAGUUACGGAAGACGCACCUGUACAAGAUCUUAGGCAAGUACCAAGAAAAAGGCGUGGAACUCACCGAGUGCUGCGCGUGCCCCUUGUGGCGCUCGUCGGGCUUGCUGUAGCGCUGUCCAUUUUUUCAUCUGCUCGUCUUGUCGGCUUACAGCGGUCUGUAGGAGGGCAUGCCUGGUGGCGGCUAAGAGAACUUGUCUUGAAAGGAUAUUUUUCUGAGGAAGGCGAGGCAAAAGCGAGCGAUCAGCGCCAGCCAGUGCCACCAGCGGGGCCUCGGAAGACCCCAAGCACGAGAAACACUGGAGGAAAGGCGAGCAGUGGUCCCCAGCAGCAGAAACCCCCAAAGGAUGUACAGUCUUCUCCAAAGACUGAGAAAAAAAAGAAAAAGAAAGUUCCACCGGCUGAGCCGACGCCAACGCCUGCGUUAGCGACUGGCCCUGCGGAGCCUGUGCCAUCGACUUCCUCGGGACCUGCAGCCUUACCAUCCGCUCCACGAGCGGAAGAAGAAAAAAAGCAAUUAGAGCAAAUGCCGUCUACCUCUGGAACUUCACCGAGCUCAGCAGCACAAACAAUAGCUCCAGUGGUUAUGAUGGGGAAGGAGUUGAUUGACGCGCUUGCGCAUGAGAUGGCAAACGGCGUGCCUGUGGAUGCCCAAAUGAGGAAAGUGGAAGCUAUAAAGGUGGCCUCAAGUAACACAUUGCACUGUGCUAGAGAAGCGGAACCGAAUGCAAGUAAAAGCACAGUGGAUUCAUUCGCUCGUCUUUUGCGCGACUUGUCACAGAGGUUCACGAGUGAAUCAAAUACGGCGUCAGCGCUACUAGCUAGCCCUGAUUUGAACUUCCAACAAGACGCCGUUCAAGAAAAGCUGCACCACUUGUUUUCGGAAAGGAAAGAAAUGUCUCCUGUACAUGCCUUCCUUAAAUCUUGUGAGAAGGGAGCGGGACAGCCAGUUCCAGAGUCGUCGUUGAGCUCGAGCAUGCAGGACAACAUCGUCAAUCACAUAAUAUUCCUGCAGUUGGCGCUUGACAAUGCAGAGUUGCUUUUGGAAGAAUUCACAAAAGAUCAUUCAAAUUCUUCACGGGACAAGCUGCAAGGUGCCGUCGAAAUGAUGAGUUCUGUUGAAGAACAAAUAGACUCGUUGCUGCAGUGGCUGCACGAAAAUAAUCAGGAGGCUGCCGCACAAGUGAUAGAUUGGUAUGAGGCUGACGUAAAGCAAUGUGUGAAGUACGCCAGAGAGACACUGGCGCAUGAAUCUGAGACCUCUGAAUCCGCAGAAUUACCUCUUGAGCCUAGAUCUCCAUCUCCUACAGAAAGGUUUACGUCUGAUCACGUGGUUAUUCAGUCACUGCUGGAAGCGGCUGCUGCAUUAAGAAAGACGCUAAGCGAAUCCGCAGGCGGUUUAAGUGUUGGGGCCCUCGCGCAACUGGAGGUGCAGAUAAACGAUGGCACAUCCCUAAUUGAAGAUGCUCGGCAGGCUAUUACUGAAUCGGACGUUGCGCAGCACCUCAUACCUGAAGUCAUUGAGUGUAUCUGUGGUCUCAGUGAUGCCAUUGACGAAGCCCGUAAGACGUUGGAGAGAUCAAAAACCUGA